Talaromyces atroroseus is the source of this 771-nucleotide messenger RNA. RefSeq lists its product as hypothetical. Lineage: Eukaryota; Fungi; Ascomycota; Eurotiomycetes; Eurotiales; Trichocomaceae. The record is from RefSeq and is a predicted model, not a curated record. The transcript has a single exon. Bases 1 to 771 code for a protein of 256 amino acids.
AUGAAUCUCGAGCAAUCAUACAUCACUGAAUCUAUUACUACGGAUAUGAGUGCACCCCCUUCGGUUGGCUACUCAGAAAGCAAGUACAUCGCCGAACGUCUUCUAGCCCACGCAGCUUCCAAGCAUAACCUUGAAGUAAAAAUCUUACGCCUGGGCAUAAUUGCCGGUGCAUUUAGAAGCAACGGUCGAUGGAACUCUGCUGACUGGAUUCCCGCUUUGAUACUGGGCUCAAAGGUUCUAGGUGUACUUCCAGAGUCUUUGAGUGGAAAUGAAAUUGAGAGCGAAGAUAUCAUUGACUGGGUCCCUAUUGACGUUGCCGCCGAUGCAAUUGCUGAACUAAGUCUGGGGGAUUUUACAGAUCCCAACCACAGUGUCAAUGUGUUUCAUAUAUUGAAUCCUCAUCAAACGACAUGGAAAGCAUUGUUGCCAUCUAUUACCGCAUCUUUGCAGAAUUCAGCACAUAGGUCUAUUCAAGUCGUCUCUCCAGCAGAGUGGAUUUUGCAUUUGCGAAACAGUGCCUCAACACUUCUAUCUAGCAACAAGGAUGUUCCUGAUGAGGCCACUAUUUCUGCGAUUCGGGAAAAUCCAGCUUUAAAACUUAUUGCUUUCUUCGAUGCACAGUUUGGAGCCAAUGGUGAAGGACAUGUCACAAGGAAGUGGGAAUAUACCAGAGCAGAACAAGCCAGCAGAAAUCUGAGAUCUGCACCAGCAAUUAACGAAACCGUAAUGGCGCGAUGGAUUGAACAAUGGAUUGAGUCACAACUGAAGUAA